AUGGAGGCUGCCAUAUCUGCACUUGCAGGUGAACUCGUGAGCCGUUUCAUCUCCUUCCUCAUUAACAAGUACCAGUCCUCCUUGUGUCAUGCACAAUUAGAGGAGGAAAAGGUGGCGGAGACAUUGCAGCACCUCCUGAUGAGAGUUGCCACCGUGGUCGAGGAGGCGGAUGCGCGGUACAUCACCAACACCAGGAUGAUGAUGCAGCUCAAGAUGCUCUCAGAGGCCAUGUAUGGAGGACACCGCAUGCUGGAUAUGUUGAGCUACCAAGCCGUGCAAAAAAGUGUUGGCUUUGAUGAGGUUAGCAGUAAUGACCCCUCUAGUAACCGCUUCUAUUUAGCCAAGCGUUCUAGGUCAACAACUGAUAAGGUCACACGCAUCGAGUCACGCGGUGCCUUGGAAAUCUUAGGAAUUGCUGUUGAUAACAUGGCAGAAUUUGUUGUUCUUCUAAGUGGAUGCGAGCACAUGUCUCGUAGGCCCUAUGAUGUUUACCUUUACACUGAUAACUUCAUGUUCAGCCGACACACUGAAAAGCAGAAGAUCUUGAGAUUCUUGUUGCAGCACAAUGACCCUCCUUGUUAUCCCGCACCAGCUGUUCUUCCAAUCAUAGGAGGUAGUGCAAUCGGGAAGAAAACUUUGGUUGCUCAUGCAUGUGGUGACGAAAGGGUCCGCUCAUGCUUCUCCUCUGUUUUGCACUUGAAAGGAGACGGGCUUUUGAAAAUACUUGACCAUGGCAGUACCAUGGAAGGGAUGAGAAUGUUGGUAGUUAUUGAGUUUGCUUUUGAUAUAGGUGAUGAUGACUGGAAAAAGUUUCACUCAGUUUUCAUAGGAAUGGACAGAAGAUGCAAGAUCAUCAUCAUAAGUAGACUCCAAAGCUUAGCCAGAUUUGGAUCGGUGAAACCGAUUUUCCUAAGUGUUCUAUCUUACGAUGAGUUGAGGUACCUUUUUAAGACAUUGGCAUUCGGAAGCAUUGACCCUGCACAACAUCCACCAUUAGUACAGGUAGCAGAUGAAUUUGCCAAGGUGUUGCACGGUACACCAGGUGCACUUGUGGCGACAAAUACGUUCGCAGAUGUCUUGAGAAGGAACCUCAAUGUUCAAUACUGGCGUUGUGUAUUGGAAAAGAGGAAAAGAAUGGUUAAACGAAACCUCUCCAUUUAUGGUGGACACCCAAGCAUGCUUAUAGGAGAAGGACAUCCAGUGGACAUAACGGACUUUGCUUUGCAUCCACUUAGCAUGACACGUUAUACAAUUAAUGGUUCAACCAAGAAAGAAUUACCAUGCCUGACAUUUGGGGAACUUAUCGCAGAUCCUAGUGCUAGACCAAAGCAAGACUUUGUUCUAGUUUCAUGGGAAUCAAGGAUACCCCCACAUAAUUCGUUUGCUCAUUUUGUGACUAGUCAUGCUGAGGAUACACACGAAGGUCGUGCCUUGUCAGGGAGAAAGCGUCGAGGAGUGUCAAUCUAG
Messenger RNA from Triticum turgidum subsp. durum (durum wheat), 1467 nucleotides. The record is from the annotation of a GenBank genome assembly. Lineage: Eukaryota; Viridiplantae; Streptophyta; Magnoliopsida; Poales; Poaceae.